UAGUGCAUCUUCAGUCUUCACAGAAACAGAGAAGACAGUGAGUGAACGCAGAAUGUAGCACACCAAGCCAGCCCAUCAUGGCCCAUCUCAAUCAUUCUGUGCGGUCAUUGUUCUGUUGUUGCUGUUGUGCAGUGCAGACUAGUUCUCACCUGAGUGUAAACGAGGGCAGACGCUUCCACUCAGGACAUGGCAACAGAAGCGAGCACUCCCGCCGCAAGCUGCCCCUGCCACCUCCUGAGGACGACAACGGUCCGAGGAAGAAGGUGCUGGCCAUGUAUGACUUUGUGGCCCGCGAGCCCACUGACCUGACGCUGCGGAAGGGAGAGGAGUACACCAUCCUACACAAGCAAGACCAGCUGUGGUGGAGGGCAGAGGACAAAUACGGCAAUAAGGGUUUCAUUCCCAGUAACUAUGUGACAGAAAAGGACACAAUUGAAGCUAAUCUAUGGUACUGCAAACACAUUACAAGAGCCCAGGCGGAGCAGCUGCUACAGCAAGAGGGUAAAGAGGGGGGAUUCAUAGUGAGAGACUCCAGUCAGCCCGGAAAUUACACGGUGUCAGUGUAUACUAAAGCUGUCAGGAAGGAGGGAGAUGUGAAGCACUACCAGAUAAGGCACUCUCCUGCGGGCCAGUUCUUCCUGGCUGAGAGACAUGUUUUCAGUUCUAUACCUGAGCUCAUCCAGUACCACCAGUUCAACGCUGCAGGUCUGAUCUCCAGGCUGCGCUACCCUGUGGGGGCGAUGGGCCGCUGUGAGCCGGCCACCUCAGGCUUCAGCUCAGAUAAGUGGGAGAUUAACCCGGCGGAGCUGACCUUCAUGAAGGAGCUGGGCAGUGGGCAGUACGGAGUGGUGCGACUGGGCAAGUGGAGAGCGCAGCACAAAGUGGCCAUCAAGGCCAUCAGGGAGGGAGCCAUGUCUGAGGACGACUUCAUCGAGGAGGCCAAGGUCAUGAUGAGACUGUGUCACCCUAAGCUGGUGCAGCUGUACGGUGUGUGUCUGCGGGAGCGGCCGAUGUGUAUCGUGACAGAGUUCAUGGACAACGGCUGCCUGCUUGACUUCCUGCACCUCCACACGGGCAGCAUGGGUAAAGACCAGCUGCUGGCUCUGUGCCAGGAUGCUUGUGAGGGGAUGGAGUACCUGGAGCUCAACAACUUCUUACACCGAGACCUGGCUGCACGCAACUGUCUAGUGAACAAGAGCAACGUGGUGAAAGUCUGUGACUUUGGCAUGACCAGAUAUGUUCUAGACAAUCAGUACGUCAGCUCCAUGGGUACCAAGUUCCCAGUGAAGUGGUCUCCCCCUGAGGUUCUGCACUUUUAUAAGUACAGCAGCAAGUCUGAUGUCUGGUCCUACGGUGUGUUGAUGUGGGAAAUUUUCACAGAGGGGCGGGUCCCAUUUGAGAACCGGACCAAUCAAGAGGUGGUGGAGGAGGUCACCCAGGGCAAUCGUCUGUACCGCCCACACAAGGCCUCGCCGAAGGUCUAUGAUAUUAUGUUCAAAUGCUGGGAUGCGAAGCCACAAGAACGUCCAUCUUUCUCUGAACUGCUAGUUAACAUCCGAGAACUGGCAGAAGAGUCGUAGCAGACAGCCUAGGCAAGCAGAUACACAAUCAGAGAGACACCGAGACAGCCAAAUACAAGACUGACUCAUAAAUAUUAAAAACAGAACAGAAGGACACAAACAAAUAUGUGGUGAAAGAGGUUGGCAGUACAAAAUCUGACUGACUGACUGACUGACUGACUGACUGACUGACAGACAUGCAUCCAGAGUUGCAGCCAAGGCAACAAACACAAAUGCCCCGAAAACAGGGUGUGGAUAUGCUAGUAGUGACUCCUUAGACAACAAAAGACAGCUGACAAUUGUGUAAAUAAAAAGGAAAAUACUAUAUACAACAAUGUUGAAUUCCAUGUACAAAAAAUAUAUAUGUAAAUAAAACCUCUUUGCUCUUCCUUGUUGAAUAUAUUUGUGUGUGUGUGUGUGUGUGUGUGUGUGUGUGUGUGUGGUCAGGGCAUGUUUUAGCAAAAUGGUAGAUGCCUGCAUUGUGUGUGAGCAAUUCUCUGUGAUCAAUGCCAACCCAACAUUUGUUAAAUCCACACAUACAGUAUAUCAUGCCAGAGCCCUCAUACCACAGGUUUCUGUGAUUGCUAUUAGGGUUUACAUCAAAUGUUUUCACAGGUUCUAACAGGCUUCUCUUACAAACAACACCAGCACACUGUAAAAUGUCUAGUAUUUUGGUGACAUCAUGCUAUAAAAUAUCUUAUUAUGUUUUCUAUAAAACAUUUUCUCAGAUUUUCCAAUCUUUGUAAACAGAUAAAAUAAAAUAUAGGUCUGUGGGAAACUUUCCAGUAAUUAAAACUUUAGCUGUUUAAUGUCUACUCGGGUUGUUGUUGUCCAACUGGCUAUACACUUA
Molecule: messenger RNA, 2409 nt
Organism: Alosa sapidissima (American shad)
Lineage: Eukaryota; Metazoa; Chordata; Actinopteri; Clupeiformes; Clupeidae
Gene: txk
Product: TXK tyrosine kinase
Exons: 15
Coding region: 78-1580 (500 amino acids)
Biological process (GO): B cell receptor signaling pathway; adaptive immune response; peptidyl-tyrosine autophosphorylation
Molecular function (GO): ATP binding; non-membrane spanning protein tyrosine kinase activity; protein binding
Source: RefSeq, a predicted model, not a curated record